Ciona intestinalis (vase tunicate) is the source of this 804-nucleotide messenger RNA. Lineage: Eukaryota; Metazoa; Chordata; Ascidiacea; Phlebobranchia; Cionidae. The record is from RefSeq and is a predicted model, not a curated record.
AUGACCAUCACGUGCGUCAGAGCUUUUAUUUUUAACUGGAUCGCGCGAUAUGGAAUUCCUUCCGAUAUAUCAUCGGACCAGGGUCCACAGUUUACGUCAGAGUUUUGGAAAACUUUUAAUCAGAUGAUGGGCAUAAGGAUUCACCGCACCACUGCCUUUCAUCCUCAAGCAAAUGGUUUGGUUGAACGAUUUCACCGUCACUUGAAGAGUGCACUUAUGGCCCGCCUCACUGGGCCCAAUUGGGUAGAUGAACUCCCUUGGGUGUUACUGGGGAUCCGAACCGUCCCAAAGGAGGAUAUCAAGGCAUCAUCUGCCGAGCUGCUGUACGGAGCACCGAUCGCUGUUCCGGGUGAUUUUUUAACUCCAUCACAAACAGUUACACCAACAGAACAAUUUCUUCCCACGAUUCAAGAAACAAUACGAAAACUGACUAUACAACCAAUGACUCGUCACGGCAAAAUAACACCAUAUUUACCUCCAAGUCUCAUGAACUCAGACUAUGUAUUUAUACGAAGAGACCAGCAUCGACCACCGCUCACCGCGCCCUAUGAUGGCCCGUUUAAGGUAACGAACAAAACGGACAAGACGUUCACUGUGGACAUGGGUGGUCGAGAAAAAGUGGUAACAGUGGAUCGACUAAAACCAGCACACCUCGACAUUUCCAGGCCAAUUGAGACUGCACAACCUCCGCGCCGUGGGAGACCACCAAAAACGAAUGAACAGUCAGCAAAGACGACUCCGAAACCUCCAUUAUGUAAACGCCCAACACGUAUUACACGCCCUCCUGUUCGUUUUGGUUUUUAA